UAGCAAAAUCCUUAGUUUACAAGCAUUCUCUUCUCGUCUAUCUUAAAUUCUUCUCAGCGGAAGCCGUCUUCUAGUUUCUUUGUUUUUUUGUUCAGGAACCCUGAAAUCUCUAGCUUCUAUCCAUGGAUCCUCCUCAAGAUCCAGUCAGUUACAUCUGUGGAGACUGUGGGAUGGAGAACACACUGAAGCCGGGCGAUGUCAUUCAGUGUAGGGAGUGUGGUUAUCGCAUCCUUUACAAGAAGCGAACCAAACGAAUUGUGCAGUAUGAAGCUCGCUGAAUACAAAGGGAGAGCAACAAAAUAGCAAUGGAUAUUAAAGGCUGUUAAUGGUGUUAGAUAUUAAACUGAUAACUAUCAUUGUAAUCUAAUGGGUUGUUUGGAGAACUGCGAUAUUGUUCGUUAAGUUAUACUCUAGUACUAUCCUGCAGCAUUGCACUUGUAAUAGUAAUAUGGUGCUUAAUUCUAUUUUGAACCUAGCAGACAGGUUGAUCAGUAUCAUUGUGCAAUUUUGAACUUGUUUCAGUGCUUCUCUAAA
Papaver somniferum (opium poppy) is the source of this 534-nucleotide messenger RNA. RefSeq names its product DNA-directed RNA polymerases II, IV and V subunit 12-like. The record is from RefSeq and is a predicted model, not a curated record. The transcript is spliced from 3 exons. The coding region runs from base 123 to 278 and encodes 51 amino acids. Gene Ontology annotation, biological process: DNA-templated transcription. Gene Ontology annotation, molecular function: DNA-directed RNA polymerase activity; zinc ion binding; DNA binding. NCBI's taxonomy places the organism in Eukaryota, Viridiplantae, Streptophyta, Magnoliopsida, Ranunculales, Papaveraceae. Gene Ontology annotation, cellular component: RNA polymerase I complex; RNA polymerase III complex; RNA polymerase II, core complex.